AUGAUGCUGAUAUUUUUUCUGACAAUCUCGAUUCUCGGUAGACAGGUAUUUUCCGAACUGCUGGACGAGGGAUGCCGGCCAAGACAGGUGUUUAUGAUUCUAAAUGGUUCAAAUUCUGACCGUGUUCCAUAUAUGGCUUUUAUAACGCGCAAUGAAGAGCACCACUGUGGCGGCUCCCUUAUUUCAAAUCGCUUUGUUCUUACCGCUAAACAUUGUUUCGUCCACAAUGCCGACUUCGCUGUGAAGUUGGGAGUCCACGAUACACGGGACCCACAAUUGGAACAAUCAUUUGAAAUAGAAGAAUUUAUUCCUCAUAAUGACCGUCAUAUUGACCUGAUGCUCCUAAAAUUGAAUCGUGAAGUGAUAUACGGGGCUCAUAUCAAACCGGUUUGUAUUAUUUUGGGAGCUGAACAGUCGUUACUCACCAAUAGUAACAGCUUUACUAUAACUGGCUGGGGACGGAUUUCCAAUGAGGACUAUGAAAAACGACCAUGGAUACUUCAAGAAGCACAAUUAACGCGUUUGCAUUGGGAUAAUUGUGGUCGACCAUAUGGAUUUAUUUGUGCCCAGGGCUACAAUCAGUUUGCCUGUCAGGGUGACUCAGGAGGUCCUUUAACAGUUGAUUUUAAACAUAAAUAUCAAACUGUCACUGCCCAAGUCGGAGUACUCCAUGGAGGUCUGACUGAUAGGUGUCAAUCCUUCAGCCAGUAUGCGAAUGUCGUGCAAUUUACUGAUUGGAUCGUUGAGGUGAAAGAAUUCAUAGUCACUCAAGAUCAGUUUUGUUUCACGCUCUCAAUCAAGAUGACAUCCGCGCUUCCACGGUUAAUACUACUGGUAAUCCUGCACUUUGGAAAACUGGAAGCUGCCCGCUUUUUGGAUGAGAAAUGUCAUCCAGGUUGUUCUGUGGAUUCCAUCGAGAUGGCAUUACCAAACGUUAUUCUGGCCAUUAUAAGUUUCCUACUUCUCGGAUUUGGAUCUGCACAAUUGCUGGACGAUCGAUGUCAAAGGUCAUACAGAUCAAGAGUUAUCGGUGGUAAAAAUUCAGAGCGGGCUCCAUGGAUGGCUUACUUGCUGCGCAAUGGAAAUUUCGCUUGUGGAGGUUCACUGAUUGCAUACCGUUUUGUACUGACCGCUGCUCAUUGUACCCAAGUGAACGAUAAUUUAUAUGUCCGAUUGGGUGAACUGGAUUCAGCUACGAAUAGGGAUGGUCGAACUGAGGAAUUUCGUGUAAUACAAAUCUUCAGGCACGAAAAUUACGUUACUCAUAUGUCAUAUGACAUAGCGAUCCUCAAACUCGACCGAACUGUGAUCUACAGAGCAAAUGUUAGGCCAAUAUGUAUUCUGUUGGACAUGAAACUAAGGUCAAAGAUUAACUCUGUUCCAGAGUUUACCCUAACUGGGUGGGGUCAGAGUGCACACUAUUAUCAGAUGCCGACGCGGCUUCAGAGGCUGAAUGUAAGGCGGAUCAACGAGUAUUGGUGUAAUGGUAAUCCAGAGCGAUUUUGCUGCCGAAAUCCUACUAAGUUCGUUUGCUUUGGCGACUCGGGAAGUCCUUUGGGAGCAUUGGUCUCUUACAAAAAGAGAACCAUAUUUGCCCAAUUUGGAUUAGCCACUUCGGUUACAGGUAAUUGCGAUGGUUAUAGCAUAUUUACGGAUGUCUAUCAUUAUACCCCCUGGAUCGUAGCCACUUUGCAACGCAAUUGGUAUUAG
Drosophila serrata is the source of this 1710-nucleotide messenger RNA. Its product is annotated as serine protease ami. NCBI's taxonomy places the organism in Eukaryota, Metazoa, Arthropoda, Insecta, Diptera, Drosophilidae. The record is from RefSeq and is a predicted model, not a curated record. Gene Ontology annotation, biological process: proteolysis. Gene Ontology annotation, molecular function: serine-type endopeptidase activity.